Topomyia yanbarensis is the source of this 1207-nucleotide messenger RNA. It is a transcript of the gene qm, whose product is annotated as terpene synthase. Gene Ontology annotation, molecular function: prenyltransferase activity. Gene Ontology annotation, biological process: isoprenoid biosynthetic process. Lineage: Eukaryota; Metazoa; Arthropoda; Insecta; Diptera; Culicidae. Bases 143 to 1102 code for a protein of 319 amino acids. The record is from RefSeq and is a predicted model, not a curated record. The transcript is spliced from 6 exons.
GUUGAGUAAAUUCCAGUCAUUAUUCGUGUUUUGAACUUACCGGAUUCAAAAGAAGUGCUAUUUUUGUAUUGUUUAACUUGAAAAGUACCGAUUUGCAGACUAUAUUUUGUAGUGCUAGAAGGAGAACUGGUACACCGACAAAAUGGAGAACUUUGACAUGGAAGAGUUCAAUCAGAUAUUGGAAAAAUGCCGCGAUCAAUCGCUACAGAAGGAACAGGAUACCAUUUUACUGGAACCGUUCGAGUAUAUCCAGCAGAUACCGGGCAAGCAGUUUCGUUCCAAGAUGGCACUAGCGUUCAACCAUUGGCUGAAUAUUCCGGUGGAAAAGUUGGUCGCUAUCGGCGAGAUUGUCCAGAUGAUGCAUAAUUCUAGUCUGCUAAUCGACGACAUCGAAGAUAACUCUAUACUUCGCAGAGGAAUUCCAGUGGCUCACAAAAUCUACGGCAUUGCGAGUACGAUCAAUGCCGGCAACUACGUGUUGGUGUUGGCACUCGCCAAAGUCAACAAGUUGGGACACAGCGACGCCCAACAGGUGGUAACGGAGCAACUGUUGGAACUACACCGUGGCCAGGGGAUGGAAAUCUACUGGCGAGAUAAUUUCAUUUGUCCUACCGAGGCGGAGUACAAGCAGAUGGUAAUACGGAAAACCGGGGGACUGUUCAUGUUAGCCAUUCGGUUGAUGCAGCUGUUCAGUGAUAACCAGAAGGAUUUCACCAAGCUGACGGCAAUUUUAGGGCUGUCGUUCCAGAUUCGGGAUGACUACUGUAAUCUAACGUCCAAAUCCUAUUCGGACAAUAAGAGCUACUGUGAGGAUCUGACUGAGGGAAAGUUCAGCUUUCCGGUGAUACAUGCCGUGCAGAACCAGAAAGAUCGACAGGUUUUGCAUAUUCUGAGGCAGCGAACUCAGGAUGUUGAGGUGAAACGGUAUUGUGUUUCCUUACUCGAGAAGCUUGGUAGUUUCAAAUAUACCGAAGAGGUGUUGGAAAAGCUCGACCUUGAGACUAGGGCAGAGAUCGAACGCCUCGGAUCCAAUCCGAUCAUGCUAGCGCUACUAGACGAUCUGCUUAGUUGGAAAAUGGAAGACACCUGUAAAGAAAAGUAAACUCCUUCCGCACGUCACGCAAACUGCAUUUUUUUCGAUUCGAACUGAUUCUGAUAAGCAGACACACGCCUCUAAACGUUCUGUAACAGACAAAGAUGUAUUAUA